Messenger RNA from Erythranthe guttata (spotted monkey flower), 1659 nucleotides. Its product is annotated as Mitochondrial substrate carrier family protein. The record is from RefSeq and is a predicted model, not a curated record. NCBI's taxonomy places the organism in Eukaryota, Viridiplantae, Streptophyta, Magnoliopsida, Lamiales, Phrymaceae. Gene Ontology annotation, biological process: transmembrane transport.
AUAUUGGCAUACCAUAGGCGCAUUGUGAUUUGUGAUACUGGGGUUGCAAUCUGCAGACUGAACCGUGUGCGUUUAGCCAUGGAAUCACCGCCGAAACGGUGUCGUUUCCUCCUUGUCGUUGAUUUGCCUCUAAGCCUUCCAAUCGUCAAGCAUUGAUACGUCAACUGUUUAUACAUUUGAACCCUCCAAUUAGAGCUGAAUUGUAGUACGUACAAAACAAAAGAAAAAAUGUCAGGAUUUGAAAUUCGGGUCGAAAAAUCUCAUCCGGUUUUACCAUCGAAGAACUCGGUUUUCUAUUCCGGUGGAUUGUUCCUGGAUGCCGGUUCAAUUCCUUCUUCAGUUAUCAAUACGGUUUGCGGUGAAGUUCGUUGUUACAGUUGCCCGGCGUACUCGAGGAGAAAACGGGGCGAUUUUCUGUGUUUGAGCUUGUCUGUUAAGGGGAAAGAUGAAGCAAUUAUCAAUUCGAAUGAAUGUGCGGCGGCGAGUGAGGGUAAGGAUGCGUUUGGGGCUGCGGUGAAGUCGGAAAGAAGGGUGAAGAUUAGGUUAAGGGGCCGAGGCAGCGGCGCCAUGAACACCACCAAGCAUUUGUGGGCUGGGGCCGCCGCCGCCAUGGUUUCUAGAACUUGUCUUGCUCCGCUCGAGAGGCUAAAGCUGGAGUAUAUAGUUCGCGGCGAGACGAGUAACCUAUACAAUCUUGUCAACAGAAUAGCUACAACACAAGGCCUCAGAGGCUUUUGGAAGGGGAAUUUUGUUAAUAUACUUCGCACUGCUCCUUUCAAGGCAAUUAAUUUCUGUGCUUACGAUACGUACAGAAAGCAGCUUCUCAGAUUAUCUGGAAACCAAGAAACCACAAAUUCCGAGAGAUUUAUCGCUGGUGCCGCUGCUGGUAUGACAGCUACAGUGCUCUGCUUGCCGCUUGAUACUAUCCGGACCAGGCUGGUGGCACCUGGUGGAGAAGUAUUGGGUGGCGUGAUUGGAGCUUUCCGACACAUUGUACAAAAUGAAGGGGUCUUUUCUCUAUACAAGGGGCUAUUGCCUUCCAUAUUAAGUAUGGCACCAUCCGGCGCUGUUUUUUACGGUGUCUACGACACAUUGAAAUCAGCCUAUCUGCAUUCACCCGAAGGGAGAAAAAGAAUUGAGAAUAUGAAACAACACGAUCAGGAACUGAGCGCUUUUGAGCAGCUGGAAUUAGGACCAAUCAGAACUUUAUUACACGGUGCUAUUGCUGGUGCUUGUGCGGAAGUUGCUACUUACCCUUUUGAGGUGGUCAGAAGGCAGCUCCAACUGCAAGGCCGAGCAACUAAAUUGAGUUCAUUAGCAACGUGUAUCAAGAUAGUUGAACGAGGUGGUGUUCCUGCUCUUUAUGCAGGUCUUCUUCCAAGCUUAUUACAGGUACUGCCUUCGGCUUCAAUAAGCUUCUUUGUGUACGAGUUCAUGAAGAUCGUCCUUAAGGUGGAAUGAAUCGCAAAACUCCUUUUAACAGGUUAGGAAAUUCUCGGAUACUUAGACUAUUGAUUGGUGAACAACAAACAACGGUAGGAAUUAAAUGUCAUUCACGCUGCUUUUAUUGUUCAUUUGAUAUUUGCUGAGAUAUAUAUAAUAAUUCAUCGAUCAAUAAUCAGUUUCUUCUUACAUGCAAAGGCCUGUUUUUGUUAUUGA